Molecule: messenger RNA, 1269 nt
Organism: Neoarthrinium moseri
Lineage: Eukaryota; Fungi; Ascomycota; Sordariomycetes; Amphisphaeriales; Apiosporaceae
Exons: 2
Coding region: 1-1269 (422 amino acids)
Source: RefSeq, a predicted model, not a curated record
AUGAGCCGUUACGGCGGUUCGCGAUACUCCGACUCGGAGUCGGACCUGGAUAUUCGUGUCAGCCAUCGCCACGAACGCUCGCCAGCACGCCCGGCCCGCGCCCCGGUCCAGUAUGUCGAGCCGCGCCGCCGCCCCUUCUACGAGGAGGACCGCUUCCUGAACCCCACCCAUGAGCGCACCGUGGUGACGACCCGAUCUCGCUCCAGAGAUCGCCGCCGCGACAGCUCCCCCAGGUCGCCCCCGGCCCCGGCCCCCGUCAUUAUCAACAAUCACAUCAUCAACCAUUCGGACUCGGACUCGGACUCGAGCGAGGACCACCACCACAUGCAGAUUGCCCAUCGCCACCGCUCCCACUCGCGCGCUGACUCGUCCACCUCCUCCUACUACCGCGACAAGUACUAUGACCGCCAGCGCGAGGAGGCCCGGCGCGCCGAGGUCGACCGCGAGGUCCAGCGCAGUCGCAAGGACUACGAGCUCGAGAGGGCCCGCAAGGAGCUCGAGGAGAUGAAGCUCGUCGCGCAGAUCGAGAAGGACGAGAAGCGCCGUAACAAGUCCUACGAGGAGGAGCGCGAGCUGCGCCAGGCCAAGAAGGAGCUCGAGGAGAUCCGCCGCCUCCGGGACAACGAGGAGAAGGAGCGACGCAUCAAGCAGAAGCUGGAGCUCGAGCGCCUCAAGAAGGAGGAGGAGGAGCUCGCAGAGAAGAAGCGCCGCGAAAAGGAGGCCAAGGAGGCCGUCGAGAGGUACAAGAAGGCCGAGGCCGAGCGCCUGUUGAAGGAGAAGGAGGAGGAGGAGGAGCGCGAGCGCGAGUACAAGCACCGGCUGCAGGAGCAGCUGCUCAAGUCGGGCCUGGGCGAAAAGGAGAUCAACAACAUCUUGGCAGGCAAGAAGAUCGAGAAGGAAAAGAAGGAAAAGGAGAAGAGGGAGGACGACGCCCGCCCGACCUACACCCGCAUGGCCAGGAGGCACCUCUCCCUCGAGACUCUCAGGGUGUACAAUAUUGAUUAUCAGCUCGACGCGGACCCCGAGUAUGUGCUGAUCAAGAGAUGGGUGGCCGAGACGGAACAGGACAUGCUCUGGCGGCACACUCGGAUCGUCAGGGAGCAGCGGUCAGGAAAGCUCGUCAUGACGAUCGAGGACAAGCCGAAGAAGCACAAGCACCAUCACGGCGCAACUCUCGAGCCCGAGUUCGAAUGGGUGCGCAAGAAGGAGCGCAGAAGGAGCCGAUCCCCUUCGCUGCUGAUGUACUUGGCAGGGGCAAAACCCGCGUAG